Messenger RNA from Austrofundulus limnaeus, 2245 nucleotides. Its product is annotated as specifically androgen-regulated gene protein. Bases 173 to 1582 code for a protein of 469 amino acids. The transcript is spliced from 3 exons. Lineage: Eukaryota; Metazoa; Chordata; Actinopteri; Cyprinodontiformes; Rivulidae. The record is from RefSeq and is a predicted model, not a curated record.
AGGUCAGUAUACGGAGAGUAAAUCAAAGACUUUUCACAGAUCUGUUUCCCUUUGCAAUGGGUGAACAAGGUCAGUUAAUGUAAUCUAACGCUGCGUUUAUUCUUCUUUCAUAGAGUGAAACAACAGCCUGUGCCYCUAACUCUGGAUAAGUAGGGCACUAAGAUGCCCAGAAAUGGUACCUGGCCAAACGAGACUAGAGACGAUGGCCGGCAUGUACAGCGCUGRCAGCUGUGACAGUGUUGUUAGUGCCACUUCAGGCUUUAGUGAUGACAGUCUAAAGCACCUUUCUGCUGAAGAAAARGCCUGUCUUCUGUUCUUGGAGGAAACUAUUGAGUCCUUGGAUACUGAGGAGGACAGUGGAGUUUCCACUGAUGAACCGGACCAACUGCCCAACCCUGGCAACYUUGCGACUAAACUUGCAGACCUGUCAGCCUCCAUGAGCAAAAACGACCUCAAUGGUUCAGAGAAAUCCGCUCCCAAGGAACACAUCAGGAAAAAUGCUGACAUCACACACAUACAGAGCUACCUUGUUCCUACGCCAUUUGUUGUGGCAAAUCAUUCCGUGUGUUCAGUUCCCAGCGGUAAACCAUUCGGUCUUACAGAGAAAACUGUUCAGUUUAAGUCUAAGUUCACGCCGAAAGUGACCAAACCUGCUCAAGAAMCCAACCAGAAACCUAGUGCUCCUCCGGUACCUUUAGAGGUCAACGUUGUCCUUCCUCCUUCCACAAAACCUAGAGACCACAUAGUCAAGACGGCUGAAAGCUCUUUACCUCUGAGAGGACCUCUGUCUUACGAUGCACUGGUUCAUUUGCGGAGGAAUGCCUCCAAAAAGAAGACCCCUUUAUGCCCCACAAUCGAUCACACUAUAGACUUGAACAAACAUUGCUCUGCCCCAGUGGAGGGCCCAAACAUUGGAAAUCUCUCAAAGUCUGUCAGAUUCCACUUAGAGGACCGCAAGUCUAAGACAGGACCCCCAGCUGUGGCUCCAAAACCUAAAAAGAUUCCUGUUGACAUAGCCAUGAAACUCCAGAAUGAUGGAGGCGUACCGCAAGACGUUUCAGACAGUGUCAAUCACGCAACAAAUCCACAGGUGGUGAGACAGGAAGCCUUGCAGAAACUUGGCCUCCUGAAAGACCAGGAGCCCCAGAGUGGGAAAAAAGCGCCGCCAUCUCCUCCUAAACCGUACUCUUCUUUGCAUCAAAAGGAUGACAGAUUCGCGAGCGGUUCAUCCACCUGUAAUCCAACGAGGAACUUUUCGUUGACUUCCUCUCAAGCACUCGCAGAACACAAGAACAGGAAUCUGCAAAGUGUUGAUCCGCAUCACUCCUGCAGAAAUAACCAGGAGUCUGUAUCACAUCAUCCACCUGAGUCCAGUAGGUUGAAGGGUUCAGGUCUGGAUCACUCUGCUAGCCAAGACUAUCACACCAACAGUGAACCGGCAGCCAAACCAAGAAAAACCACCACAGCUCAACCUUCCUCUGACAAACCCUCAGAUCUGGUGGGGUACACUGUGAUGGUGGUGCCUGGGAUGGGAUCUGAUCGAAAGGAAGCUCUCAGGAAGCUUGGCCUGCUCAAGAACUAAACCUGGUGAUCAGCAGUAGUCUGGCCUAAAUGCAAAGACCUGAAAAAUCACCUUAAGCCUAAAAAAGUUGGAAUAGUAAAUUGUAAUUUGAUAUUUUGGUAAAUCUCCAGAGAAAACUAUGAAAAAUAUGAAUAUUUUUAGAGCAAAUAUACAAUAUACUCACAAAUUUAAGGAAAAUCUUAUUUAAAUUGAAGGCGCUCACUGAAAAUGUGCCUUGCACAUUUUAAAUUCCACAGAAAUACACUGUUUAUGAGUUUGUCUGUGUAAUGGCUCAUAUAACUACUCUUUAACURCGAUUGUAAUAAAUCUCAGUUAAAUAUAAUAUCUGAAAAGGCACAAAACUGAGCUAAACUAAGCGUAUCAUUCCUCCUGUUUUCACAGACGUGCCUGAAAAAAGAGCUGCUGAGUAAAACUUUGAAACAAAGCUUUCGUUGUUACUGUGUUUUAUAAACCGAUAAAGUUAUCACAAAUACGACUACCUUUUCUAGUCACCGUGAAUGUAUUUUACUGCGUACUUGAGUGAUCUGGUCUUUAAAUGUGAAUAUAGUUUGUUGGUUGUAGGUGCUGGAGCUGUGAUUAUUGGCUAAAAAACAAAGAUGAUUAUUAAACCCUUUUUACCACCUUCAUCAUUUUCAUUAUAAAUAAAAAUUCUGGACAAAAUGA